Messenger RNA from Prorocentrum cordatum, 477 nucleotides. Lineage: Eukaryota; Dinophyceae; Prorocentrales; Prorocentraceae. The record is from the annotation of a GenBank genome assembly.
AUGUCGGCCCGAUCAACCUGUCGCUCUGAGCCUUCGCCUGCGCUGGUCGCCGGCGGCGCUUCGGCGCCAGUUGCAGGCGGCACGCCGACGCCAGUCGGCGGCACGGCGACGCCAGUCGGCGGCACUGCGACGCCAGAUCUUGCCAGUCCGCCUGCAGGGGAAGUCUGCGAGAUGGCGGCUCUAUCGGGCUGCCGCUCCGGGCCCUGGUCGACAACGACUGACGGCGUUCCUGCCAAGCUCAGCACUGACGAUCCAUUCUACCCUGAGGAGCAGCCGCGGGCGGCGCCGAUCGUGCCUGCAGCGGCAAAUGAUGGUGAGGCAGCGCCGCCCGGACGUCUCCCCCUGGUGGUUGCCUUCCCAUGCGAGCCCUUGUUCUGCACGGUUCGACCAGAACGGGGUUGUCACCGGUACCAGGUGGCGCCUCAAGAGUACAUUUCUCGAGGCGACCGAGAGUUGCGACAGUUGUCCACCAGAUAG